Molecule: messenger RNA, 6183 nt
Organism: Astyanax mexicanus (Mexican tetra)
Lineage: Eukaryota; Metazoa; Chordata; Actinopteri; Characiformes; Acestrorhamphidae
Gene: arhgef37
Product: Rho guanine nucleotide exchange factor (GEF) 37
Exons: 13
Coding region: 525-2726 (733 amino acids)
Cellular component (GO): cytoplasm
Molecular function (GO): guanyl-nucleotide exchange factor activity; protein binding
Source: RefSeq, a predicted model, not a curated record
AUUUUGGUGACAUAUGGGUAAAGACAGGGUAACGCUGGAGAUAAACAGCCUUCCUUUUAACUCGGUUAACAGUGAAAAUCAACAGUUGGAGUUAGGAGUUUAUGAGUCACAGCGGUAUUUAACCCGCGCGUGUCACUGUUAGGAGCUGAGUUAGGGAGUCAGUGCAGCGCUGGUGAAGCCCUCGGGCUGAUUCACCUGACAGGAGCCGCUGUGUGAGAGUGUUUUAGGAGGAGAGUCGCUUCGUGUCAGAGCGGACUGCGGGGCUGAGGCUGUGCGGGACUGAGGCUGUGCGGGGCUGAGGCUGCGGGGCGAAACGUGAGUGAACAUGGCGCAGUGGGCGGCGGGGGCUGGUCAGAGGAGCUGUGUGUACUGAAGUCACAGCGACGCUGGAACUGAGCGCCGCCUGAUGUAAACAGUCCGACAGUCCGGGGUCUGAGGAGCAGCAGCGCCGCUUCAGGAACCUCCUCGCGGGGCUGUGAUGGUCUUCAGUCAGCAGGGUGUAGUUUACUGUAGGCUGUCCUAGCAUGGCGCAUAUCCUCAGGACCAAUAGAUCUCCAGCAGAGAGCCUGAGAAGACACGGAACACCAGAGGAAUUCACCAAGGAGGUCAAAGAGGUGGCUGGCCAGGUCAGAGGCCCCAGAACAGUGGUGGAGAUGGUGGGAGAAAUGGAUGGACUUGCUGAAGAUCUAGCAGAGGAGGAAGAUGAGGAAGCAGAGAGACAGAAGAAGGCUGCAGCUGAGCAGGCAGCGGCCAGGGAAAGGGCAGCCCAGAGGCAGCUCAUGGCUAUCCAGGAGCUGGAGGAAACUGAGAAGAACUAUCUGAAACAUCUGCAGAUCUGCACGGUCACCAUCCGCAGCAACCUUGAGAAAAUACAGCCUCCACUGGCCAAUCUAGAUGGAAUGUUCCAGCACAUAGACGAGGUGAUGGAGGUGUCUGGAAGAUUCCUCAGCCUGCUGCACCAAGCGCAUAUGAAGCCCAGCGAUCCUCAGUAUCUGGAGACUCUCUGCACAUCUUUUCUGACUUUAUCACGAGACAUAGAGACUGCCUACAAGGAGUACCUGGCCAACUACAAUAACAUCACAGCAAUAGAGAAUGGCUAUAAACAGAAGGAGGUCCUGUGGAUGGAGAUGGUGAAAGUAAUCAAGUCCUCAGCUCCGGAGGUAAAUGCUUCCACUCUGAGCUUUUUCCUGGUAAUGCCAGUACAGAGAAUUGCCCGCUACCCUCUGCUACUGCAGACCAUUCAGAAACACACUGACCCCCAGCACCCUGCCUAUGCCCUGCUGGAGGAGACUGCCCACACGGCCGUCCAGCUCAACUGCAGGAUCAAUGAGUACAAGCGCUUCCGUGAAGUGGCUGAUAAGUAUAAGAAAACAGAAAACCUGACAAUCAAGGACAAGAUCAACCGACUGAGUGGCCACAGCAUUGCCAAGAAGACGGCCAGGCUGAGCCAGUACAUUAAACACGAGACCGGAAUGAUACCAAAGAUGAAGGAUGAAGAGUUUGAUUCCCUCGUCGGCUUUUUCUUUGUUCUGGAAAAGGGGAUCAUAGAGCUGCAUGACAACAUGGAGGCCUACCUCAUCCACCUGCAGCGGUUCCUCAGCUGCAAGCCGGAGGAGGCCGACCUGGACCUGGAAGGCGAGAAGACCGCCUUGUUCUCGAAGGAAAUCACUGUUGCCCUCAGACAGUGGAUAUAUCCUGCAUAUGAGGCCCGUCUGAAGACUCUGGUCUUCAAGCCUCUCAGUUCUCUGCGGGAGCUGAUGACCGGUCCACGCAACCUGAUCCGCAAGCGUCAGGACAAGCUGCUGGACUUUGAGAUGAUUGAGGAGAAGAGCAACUUGAGCUAUGAUGAACAGGCCGUAGCCAAUACAUACAAAACCAUGAACACACUCCUGCUGACCGAGCUGCCGCAGUUCAACGGCAAAGCCCUGCAACUGCUUUGGACCACAUUAGGUGCCUUCAGCUGCCUGCAGAGGGACCUGUCUGCAGAUAUGGAGCAGCUCGCCACCAGCUUCACUCAUCAGCUCCCACACAGCUAUCUGGACAGCAGUGCAUUCUGGGAGUGGGCAGAGGGCUCAGUGCUGGAGGAAGCCAGGAAGCUGGAGGCGUUGUGUCAGAGCGUUCAGGACGAGCUCAACGCUCCCAUUGUGCAGGUCAGCGUUGUGUCUGAGAAGCGUCUGAAACUUCUGACGGACAAGCACAGCUCAGAUAAGAUCUACCAGCUGACCGGGCCGGUGGUGGCCACCCGCGACCUUGACCUCACCCUGAACAAAGGCGAGCUGGUGGCUGUAAUCAGUGAGAUGGACACACGAGGAGACCGCCGCCGCUGGCUGGUGGAUGCUGGAGGUCCCAGGGGCUACGUUCCAGCCUCUAAACUGACCCGCUACCACCAUGUGACCGCGGACCCACCUCCUCAAUCACCUUACCUGAUGGCUUCCUCCAGCGGUCCAGGACCCAGGCGACACUCGUACUCACCUGGGGCUCAGCCUGUGGUCUCCAUGGCUCUGCCCUGUUUCCAGGUCUUUGCAGGGUAUGACUUCACAGCUCGCAGCAGUCAUGAGAUCUCUCUGCGUGCAGGAGAACCUGUGAGGGUGGUGGAGCCGCACGACAAGCGGGGGAACUCUGAGUGGAGUCUGGUGGAGGCUCGGGGGCAGAGGGGAUACGUGCCCUCCAACUACUUGGCCAUGCUGCCCUCUGUGGUCGCCUCGCCCACCAUGCCCUAUCAUUAGCGUCUGUCGCCAAGGACUGUCACCCAUGGCAACUGUGACUGUGAUGCUGAUGCUGCUGCUGCUGCUGUUGCCGUUCACAACGAACCUCUACAUAUUCUACUUUCCCUCCUCUUACACACACAGAAAUACACACACACGCACUCAGACACACAAGCGUGUUCCCACACAUAGACCACCAUAAGCACUCUCACUGAAAGGUGCUCCACAGCUGUGGGGGUGGGCGAUGAUUCUACUGACUGGUUUGUGAGCUGGAGUGGUGCUCAGGCCCCGCCAUGAAGAGGUCGUUCAGGCCCUCCAGCUCAGCCCUGCUUAGGGCUGCUUCAGGGGAGAAGACUCUAACCGGUGGAAAUGAGGCGCGUGGUGCUGAUGGAGUGCGUGCUGUGCGCUCUGGGUGUGUUUUAAAAAGCUCUUCAGGCAGACUCAUUUGUCUGUGUGGGUCAGCCUGUUCUUUCCCACGCGAUGAAGAGUGGCGGGACGCUGCGCCCGGGAGGGGCGAGGAGAUAGAGAGAGAUAGAGAGAUGGAGUGAUUGAGUGACGGACAGACUUUGGGCUCUGUGCCCUGCUCUGCAGUGGAGAGGAGAGGAGAGGAAAGGAGCUCACGAUCCUCAAGCUUUGCUGUUGAAUAUGGAUUUCAGGGCAUGAGUCAGCUCUCUUGCGCUCUAAUUUCAGCACUGACUCGCAUUCAGAAGGAGAGGUGAUCGACAGCACUGGAUUUUUUUACUUUAUUUAUUUAUUACUUUUAUUACUUUAACACUGGAUGACUGAUUUUUAAAAUGACCUGAUACUAACUGCAUAAAGACUGAUGAGACUGAUGUAUAAAGUUGCUAAUGAGUAUUGAGUAUUGAGUUCAAAUUAGGGGUGGGCAAUAUGGCUCUAAAAUAAUAUCACAAUAUUUCAGGGUAUUUUUGCGAUAACGAUAUACUUGGCAAUAUAGGAAAAAUAAAUUAUUUUUAUUUAUUUUUUUAAAUAAUUAAUUAAUUUCAGCAAUAUAGUAUAAUAGUAUAACAGUAUAAUCAUAAUGUGGCAAAAUAAAAAAUAUAGCAUAAAAUAAUAUAAUGCAGCAAAAGAUAUUGCAGAAUAUUUUCAUGCAUAUAAACUGCAACCAAAAAUAUAAACUAAAACAAUUAUACAAUAAAUACACUUAAAGCUUCACAGUAAAUAAUGAACUACUUUUAAGACAAACCAUCCCUAUUAUCAGGAUACAGAUUUUUAAUAUCAUGAUAUUUCUGUGUCAUGAUAUAUUGUAUACUAUAUAAUAUUGCCCACCCCUAGUUUAAAUCCAGAUGUAUUUCAAAGAACACUGUGUAAAAUAUUGUAAAUAUUCUGCCGGAACAAAACCUUGUGUCUCCAAAAAGAUAAGCAAAUAAGCAAACUUUUUAACUUUUUUUUUUUUUAAUGGAAGUUAACGUAAGCUAAUUUUAUAUGAAGUAAAUAUGGACCAUUUCAAUUGGUCAGUUAAUCUGAAGUUCAUCAAAUUUUACAUGGGUCUUAAUGUCAACUGGCUUUUUCACUAAACGCCCAGAAAGAAAUGAAGAUACCAGGUGGUGGUCCAACUGUGAAAAUCAGUUUGAAGUUCAUUUGAAGAUUUACCAAAAAUGCUGCUACACUAAAGGCAGCCCUAACAUGAAGUUUACUAGAGCAGUAGCGUUUACUAGCAUAGCAUGCUAAACAUUGCAUAUUGUAAGUGUUGUAAGGUGCCGUGAUUCUGUGGUACUUUUUCUGUUUCAGAAUGUAUUUUGUGGCAGUACCAAAAAAAAAAAAAAAAAAAAACACAAUAGCAGUUAAACUGGAUCCUAACUAGUGAGUUACCAUUUUUAUUAGGGAUGUCCCGAUCCAGUCCAAGCAUAUUUUAAAGGAUCGCACAUUGGUUACUUCAGUCCCAAUCCUGUUUCAGGUCUUAGUUUUAACUAUAGUGUUCAGAGCACCAUCUGGUGUCGUCAAGGCGCUGUUAACGAUUAUCAUUAUUGCCCAGCCAGCAGCACUGAGGAGAGUUCUCAGAAAGUAAAUUAAAAAGUCUAGUUAAAGUUAGAGUGUAGAACUAUUUAACAGUGGAGCAUGAAAACACAAUAUCUUAGACUAUAUAAAACUAAUGUGGAAAUGCUGUUUUAUUGUUUAUUAUUAGAACAGCACACCUUUUUAUUUUGUUUUUAAGCCAGUGCUGAACAGUGCACUUAGAUCUAAGUGAAAACUAGUGCUAAUUCAAAUAAACACAUGCUAUAGAAACCCAAAUCAUAGCAUAUUUAUCUCACUAUAAAAGAGUUACAUCAUUAUUAUUAUUAGCAGUCAGACUGGAAUCUAACAUAUUAAAUACACUAAAAUUAAACAAUAAUACACGAGAGGGAAUGCUAUACUGUGUAAUCUGCAGAUUUAUGGAUCUUUGCAUUUUGAGUUAAAGAGGACGAAAAAAUACGAUCUGUUUGAUCAUAAACACUCUGCAACUUAAAAUAGUUCCAUUGCUGCUCUGUUUGUAGCUGCACGGUUUGGCUUGUAAGUGCUGCAUCGUUGCUAGGAUACCUGUAUGUAGCGAGUAAUACAUGGAUAACGGAACUCAUAGAAGGCCUCCCAGCCAAUCACAGUGCAGGGUCUGAAAAAACUGUGGUAAAAUAAAACAAUAAUAAUACAAAAAAAUGGAAAAUCACUACUAAACCAAAUAGAUCAUUAUUUAAACUGUUGCAAAAAAUAAAUAGAGUUUUAAUCAGUAUUAAGCACAUCUUAUCUAAACUGUGUGGCAGCUUUAUUCAUUUAAUCACAAAAAUCAGAUUGAAUUGGAUCAGAUCAAUAUUAAGUGAUCUUCAGCAUUAAUAGAUCUGGAUUGGAUCAGGGUUUGGGACAUCCCUAAUUUCUGCAUAAUUUCAAUAAACUGAAGCCACUGACUAUAUAACAUUUAUAUACAGUGUGGAGAUGUAGAGGUGGUAUUUGGUUUGCUGCAGUGUGAGUACUGCAUGGUCUGAGACAGCAGCCUCCCUGCUGUUACAGCGGCUCACCACUAGAGGCAGUGAAGCACCAUCUGCAGAGCCUCCUCUGGCAGCACUGUCCACUCCUCACUCACAGUGUGUGCUCAUUAGGCUCGGAGCUGUGGACCCUGUGUGCUGCACUGUGCGGUGAGAGCGUGCUUGGUGAGCAGGUAUACUGGGAUGUGCACUGAAAUGGGAUGAGCGGUGCAGCACUGCAAGCUUUUUCCCAGAGCAUUACCUCAGUCAGUAUUGAGCUUAAUCCCUGAAAACAGAACGGUAGGCUCGGCUACAUUGCCUGGAUUCUCUCACAAUCGCCUUACAGGGGCUCCGCUGAGAAGCAAUCACUUGCUUGUUCUCUGGUGAAGCUAUGCUCUGAUCCAGGAGUGAAUUCCCUCUUUUAUUUAUUUGUAUUUAUUUUACAUUCGCCAAAGCCCUGCAAUGUAGGAGAAUACGAGGCUACAUUUCUGAUUUGAUCUUGUAUUAAAAUCUCCAAUUUGCCAGAA